Messenger RNA from Harpegnathos saltator (Jerdon's jumping ant), 1495 nucleotides. RefSeq names its product ribokinase. Gene Ontology annotation, molecular function: ribokinase activity. The transcript is spliced from 8 exons. Gene Ontology annotation, cellular component: cytosol. Gene Ontology annotation, biological process: D-ribose metabolic process. The record is from RefSeq and is a predicted model, not a curated record. NCBI's taxonomy places the organism in Eukaryota, Metazoa, Arthropoda, Insecta, Hymenoptera, Formicidae. The coding region runs from base 411 to 1343 and encodes 310 amino acids.
UGAGCGGUUGCGAUACACCGGAUUUCUAUGCGCGUAGUCGCGCAUGCGCGAAUGCGAUACGGCCAACAUGGCGCGAAACUCCGACAGCCGCAUCGCAGCCGUGUCUAUCCGCUCUCGGUUGUGCAUGGACGAUGAUUUUGAAACUGCCUCCUACGUGCUCACAGCCGUUGAAGAGCUGUCCUUUGUGCAAUUUGCAGUGACCGUCGAGUGUCAGGACACUCUCCGUCCUGGUGCGAGAUGCGAGGAUAGCCUCGAUGAAGCAAGCAGGUGUAACUUUGUCCCGAUGUAAUAAACGCAACCAAGGAACCCGUUCCCGUCAAGCGAUCGCCGUCGCAGUAGCGCUUGAGAACGCACGAUCGUUAGUCUUGGAGUUUAUAGUCAGCGAAUUGUAAGGAGAAAAAUCAGCAAGUAUGACUCCGAGGAUAGUCGUUGUCGGUUCGUGCAUGAUUGACUUCACCUGUUUCUCCCAUCGUCUGCCUAAGCCCGGCGAGACAAUAAUCGGAACUAGAUUCGAAAAGAAGUACGGCGGCAAGGGUGCCAAUCAGUGUGUGGCCGCUGCCAAACUUGGUGCAUCCACUGCACUUGUAGCCUCAUUGGGUUCCGACAUGUUUGCGCAAGAGUACUUAGAGAUUUUGAAAAAAGAAAAUGUAGACACGUCUCAUGUCAGGAUACAAAAAGAUAAACACAGCGGUGUUGCCCACAUUACUGUCGCCGAGGAUGGCGAGAACAGUAUCGUUAUCGUGUUAGGCGCCAAUGAGUCAUUGACGCCAGAACACGCGGACUCCGCCGUUGAUGUGAUCAAAAAUGCCAGCGUCUUGCUAUGCCAGUUUGAGACUCCGCUGGAGGCCACGUUGCGCGCGUUGAAGUUACACCGCGGUCACGCAGGACUGUCGAUUGUCAACGGAGCGCCCGCGAUCGAGAGCGUCGAUCCGGAGAUCCUGCGGUCGUGCGAUAUUUUCUGCGCCAACGAGACGGAGGCGGAAGUUAUGACGGGCGUUCGACCCGUUGACCUGUCGAGCGCGCAGCAAGUCGCCGACAAGCUCCUGGCCAAGGGAUGCAACGCGAUCAUACUGACUCUCGGGCCGCUCGGGGCUGCCUACGCGUCGACGACGAGCAGGAUUGUCACGUGGAUUCCCACUACCGCGGUUGCAGCUGUGGACACUACCGGUGCCGGAGAUGCGUUUCUGGGUGCGCUCGCGUACUUCAAGGCGUAUCAUCCACAACUACCGACGGACGAGUGCGUCCGAAGAGCUUGCAUCGUCGCCACGCAGUCUGUCCUUAAAUUCGGCACGCACGCGAGCUUUCCCACGAGAGGCGACCUCCCGGCGGACCUGUUCGCGUAGAUCGAGCGGGUAAUUAUCGAGUUUCCUUUUCAUCUCGCCGACGACUUGUCGCAUUUGCUCGGAACCCGUUUCCCAUAUAUGUACGUUUGGGCUUUUCCGAAACGUCGCAAGGUGUUUUUUAUGAAUAAAGGGAUGCGAGUUUUAGCUGGAAA